ACAAAACUCGUGUUUGUAGUCAAAAAUCUUUUAAGUUCACCAAACUAUCGAACUUUCAACAAUCGAAAGAGGAGAAAUUAAUUUUAAAAAGUGUGUGUCGAACAACUAACCAAACUGACUCGACCAUCGUCUUAUGAAAAUGUAUCGGUUACUAAUAUUAACAUUGGUGUUCCAAUUCACGAUAUGUCAGCAAUAUCAGCAAAAAGUUGCACCUGGAGUGCCUCCACAAAACUACCAACAACAACAAUAUCAACAACCGCCCCCUCCCCCGCAACAACAAUACCAGCAGCCACCGCAACAACAGCAACAGUAUCAACAACAGCAGCCGCAACAGCAACAACAGCAGUUUCAACAACCGCCUCAACAACAACAGUUCCAACAACAACAACAACAGCCCCCGCAACAACAAUAUCAACAACAGGUGCCCGUGCAACAGAUGCCCGUGCAGCAGACACCUCAAGGACACGGCCAUCACGGCAAUGAUCCCCACAUACUGGAUGCCGCAAAUAUCGCACACGAAAGAGAACACAUCCAAGAGCACAUGGAUGUGCCCAUAGACACAUCCAAGAUGUCGGAUCAGGAGCUUCAAUUCCACUACUUCAAGAUGCAUGACGCCGACAACAACAACAAACUGGAUGGCUGCGAGCUGAUCAAGUCAUUAAUACAUUGGCACGAGCAAGGUCACAACAACAAACAACAGCCGCAACCGGGCACCCCGCCAGCCGAAGAGAAAAUCUUCAAAGAUGACGAAUUAACAAAUUUAAUCGAUCCAAUUUUGAACAUGGAUGAUCAUAAUCGAGACGGCUUCAUCGAUUACCCCGAAUUCAUAAGGGCUCAACAGAAAAAUCAAAAUAAAGAAGGAUAACAGAGUAGAGUUAUUAAAGUAGCAUUUGCUACCGUUUCGGUAGGAUUUUCAUUUAGUGUGGCAACACUGAAAAUAUGUCAAACUCAAAUUAUAUUUAAUUCAAUCAAACUUCUACUUAACGUUUUAGUAUAAAAAACGACUUCGGUUAUAAUUAAAAAAGUGUUGUAUUUUAAUAAAACAUUAUGUACACAACUUUAUUGAUAUAACGUAUGUAAAAAUACGUACUGCAAUCAAAUACUCAAUUAGGUCAUUUAAAAAGUUUAAAGGCAUUUAAAGACAUUUUUUAAAUCGUUUUACACAUUAUUUUAUAUAAAAUAACACUAUAUUAUACAAAGUUGUGUCUAAACCUUCGAUAUGAUUAUAGAUUACAAUCUCUAUUGAGAUUUAUAAAAUAAACUCAACUAUGUGCCAAGAUUUUUCAUACCAUUUUUUAUAAUUAUAAAAAAGUAUAAAAAUAUUAUACCGAGCCAGUAUAAUGAGAAUAAGACAUUUAAAUAUAUUUCGUCGAAUAAGUCGGUCGGUUUUAUUAAAAAGACUAAUAUUUCAUUUAACUGAAACAACUCUUUGAAGGAUACACUGUAGAAUAGAAAAUAAUAUUGUCACCAAACAAGUGUAAAUCUAAAAUAUAUAAAACGGCCGCUUUUUGUCACUAUAACUUGUGGUUUUAAAGAGCCAAGGAAGUAGGCCUAAGCAGGUUGGAGGAGCCGAAAUAACUACCUGCUCACAACAAAUGAUAUUUCUAUAAUUAAUGUUUAUAUUUCGCUGCAUAAAAUGGUGAUUUUAUCCGUAAUUUCAGCACCAUUAUUACUAACAGACAGCUGUCACACAGUCAAUAUUCAUAGCUAUACUUUAAUUUCAGUGUUGCCAUAUAAAGGAAAAAGUUAAUACCAUUCCAUGUUCACAACUUCGCGUGAAGGUUUUUGUUUUAAAACUCAAAAUAGGUUUUUUUUUUUAAUUUGGUGCAGUUGAUGUUAAUCUGUCAUUAUUGUUUUCUUUUCAAGUUGACACGAUUGGCCGUCAGCAUAACAGUUUUGAAUGUCACGAAAAAGUUGGCUGCAAUAAUUUACAGAAUAUCACCAACUCCAUAAAUAUAUGCCAAUAGAUAAAUAAUGUUAACUAUAUAAAACUGAGCAAUUAGUGGGAAUUACGUCAAAGUAUACCGUAUGUGACGUGAGCUGAGCUUGUUCGCGUGGUGUAUUGGCACGUGUGCAAUAAGUAAAUAAGUACAUAGUGAGUUAACCCGGUCGGCCAACACCGCGGCCAGCAUGGGCAGGAGACAAUUUUCCCCCCCGGGAAAAGGACAAAAUGUUAUCUACUCCCACAGCGUCUCUUGGAGCAUUGGCUCUUCUCCGACAGCUUUGAGCAUCAGCUAAAGGUGGAAAUAGCAUCUAAAUAAUAAUAUUAUAUUUGCUUUGGCAGGUGGUAAUGUAAAUUUUAUUCCUUGUCAGGCAAUAUAAUACAAAGACAGUGGAUCUGCGGUAAACCAAUUUGGUUUUGCUUGCGCACCGGUACUGUCAAUGAGUAUACAAAGUAGUUGAGCGCUGUGGUCUUUUGGGAAUAUAUAAUUGCCGAAUUUUAUCUUUUCCGGUGUGGUCUUGCGGGAGGCUACGGCUAGUUAUAGUCCUUUCGACAAAGACGUCCCAUGACAUGACGUGACGUGCCUCAUAGAAACUAAUUGUGGGGGCCAUACCCCAAACAACCCGCUACCAAGACUGCAUCAUCACUUACCACUCGGUGUGAUUGCAUUCGAGGAUUAACUUGUAGAGGAAUAAAAAAAAAUGACUAAUUACGCACACCUGUACACCCCAUACCUUUUUUAUAGUAGGGUUAAAAAAUUGAAACGUUAAAGUUUACAGUUUUUUAUCUUAUCUCGUUGGCUCAGCGUAAAAUAAAGUUUACAUUAAAACAAAAAAGAAAAACUAGAGAUUCUUAAUAAUUUACUUGUUAUAUGUAAGAGUUGUAUAUUUUAUUAAUUGAGUGAUCGAAUUCGUUCUUCCAAUCUCCACUUAUUAUCGAAUACUUUUUUUUAAAUAAUUUAUCUUUGGUGUUGUAUUAUCUGUAUAUUGACAGGUGAAAAAGUUGUGAUUCUUAUUGCGACAAGGAACAAUGUCAGAUGGAAUUAUGCCCGUUUUCACUAAACCUUACGAACUCCUAAAUGUAUAGGGAACACGUAAACAGAGAUUUGACAAUGAAUGUUUACAAAUAGUAAAGUCGUAAGAUUUCCUGUUAAACGUCAAAACAAUAUCCAACACAAAAUAUGUAAACUCCCAGAUUGAGAGCUGCUUUGUGAAAAACGAUUAGUUGGGUAAAUUUAUGCCUAGGAAUUACCUUAGAUAAGGUGCAUUUAGACAUUCCUUCUUUCGUUCGGAAAACGGGCAUUUUUUUUUACUUUAUUAGGCACCAUUGAUAUUUUAUUUAUUUUAAUCUUAAGUUUAGAAAUACAUAGAUGCAGAUGUGGUAGGAUUCUUCUUUUUCCCCUUUUUUUCGAAUAUUAAUUUAAUUCUUGUCUAUGAGGAUUCAAAUACAUAAUUAUUUAUAUAAUAAUAUAUUUUUUACUACUUCUAUCUCAACAUGUUAUCAAUUUGUUUGUUUGUAUAUGAGGUGUUAUGGAAUUAUUUUACUGAUCUUUUUGAUUAGCGUAUUAUGAUAUAAUAGAGGUCAGAGUGUUAUUUAGUAAUGUCACUGGCUAUACACAUAUUCCCCUGUUGCCAUAAUGACUCCAUUUGAAUGCAGACUCGGCUGAUAUUACGGUUGUCUCUGCGUAAAUUGAAUAAAUGUUUUCUACAGUUCUAAUAAGUAAAAAGUUAGACACCUGACAUUGGCUAAUCUGUGUGAAGCAAGAAGAAAAUAACUUUUUUUUUGUUUAAGAGGUAUUUUUUAUUAUUUAUUCUGUAACUACCCCUUUUCGAUUUACCGUGUUCUACACUUAAUAUAAUAUGCUUUUUAAUUUAAAUUUUUCACCCUUCGUUUUAUCCUGGACUUCUACUUAUUAUAACGUAAAAAAGCUCGUUUUAUACGUUUUAUGCUAUACACUGCGAAUAGAUAAUUUUCAAAAAUAUUUAUGUAUAUACUGGUUACAUUGUUAAUGUAUGUUUGUACGUUGUCGAUAUGUUUUAUGUGUUGUGUGCUCGUUUAUGGAAAUAAAAUGUUGUAAAAUGAUGAAUUUGUACUGGUA
This is a messenger RNA of Pararge aegeria (speckled wood butterfly), 4040 nucleotides long. RefSeq names its product nuclear transcription factor Y subunit beta. The record is from RefSeq and is a predicted model, not a curated record. Gene Ontology annotation, molecular function: calcium ion binding. Lineage: Eukaryota; Metazoa; Arthropoda; Insecta; Lepidoptera; Nymphalidae. Bases 134 to 865 code for a protein of 243 amino acids. The transcript is spliced from 6 exons.